Lipotes vexillifer (Yangtze River dolphin) is the source of this 4401-nucleotide messenger RNA. RefSeq names its product FERM, ARH/RhoGEF and pleckstrin domain protein 2 (gene FARP2). Gene Ontology annotation, molecular function: guanyl-nucleotide exchange factor activity; cytoskeletal protein binding. The coding region runs from base 1 to 4401 and encodes 1466 amino acids. Gene Ontology annotation, cellular component: cytoskeleton. The record is from RefSeq and is a predicted model, not a curated record. NCBI's taxonomy places the organism in Eukaryota, Metazoa, Chordata, Mammalia, Artiodactyla, Lipotidae. The transcript is spliced from 30 exons.
AUGGGGGAGCUGGAAGGAACCUACCGCGUCCUGCAGACCCCAGGGACACGCCUAGGCGCCCCGACCCCUGCGGGCGUCAGCACCCUCGAGCCUGGGCAGGGCCCCUCGGCAGCAGCGGCGUGGCCAGCGGCCAGGACACCCAUCCGAGUGCAGCUGCUAGACAGCUCCGUCGAGGUGUUUGACGUUGAGCCUAAGCGCGACGGCCAGGUGUUGCUGACCCAGGUGUGGAAGCGCUUGAAUCUGAUAGAAUGUGACUACUUCGGCUUGGAGUUUCAAAACGUCCAGUCCUGCUGGAUCUGGCUUGAACCUAUGAAACCCAUCGUUAGACAAGUACGAAGGCCAAAGAACUCAGUGCUCCGCCUAGCAGUGAAAUUUUUCCCACCGGAUCCGGGUCAGUUGCAAGAAGAAUAUACACGAUACUUGUUUGCCCUGCAACUUAAGAGAGACCUUCUGGAGGAGCGUCUGACCUGCACGGACACCACGGCUGCCCUCCUGGCGUCCCACCUCCUGCAGGCGGAAAUAGGAGAUUACGAAGAGGCGCUGGUCCGGGAGCACCUGCAGGCCCACGAGUACCUGCCGGGCCAGGAGCGGGCCCUGGAGCGGAUCCUGGAGCUCCAUCGGGGGCACGCGGGCCAGACACCCGCCGAGUCCGAUUUCCAGGUGCUGGAAAUUGCCCGGAAGCUGGAAAUGUAUGGCAUCAGGUUUCACACGGCCUCUGACAGGGAGGGCGCCAAGAUCAACCUGGCCGUUUCCCACAUGGGCAUCCUCGUCUUCCAGAGCAGCACCAAGAUCAACACUUUCAACUGGUCCAGGCUCCGGAAGCUCAGCUUCAAGAGGAAGAGGUUUCUUAUCAAACUCCACCCAGAGGUCCAUGGGCCUUACCAGGACACCCUGGAAUUCGUGCUGGGGAGUAGGGACGCGUGUAAGAACUUCUGGAAGACGUGUGUAGAGUAUCACACCUUUUUCAGACUUUCUGAUCAGCCGAAGCCCAGAGCUAGAGCCGUCCUCUUCAGCAGAGGCUCCUCCUUCAGAUACAGUGGAAGAACUCAGAAGCAACUAGUGGAUUAUGUCAAAGAUGGUGGGAUGAAGGGGAUUCCGUAUGAAAGAAAACACAGCAAGACCCGGAUGUCUCUCCGCGCCCUAAAUGCCAACUUGCCGAGGCAGCAUCUUGUUCACCGAGGGCACGAGGACUCCCGCGUCCCCGUCUUCAACAAGUGCCUCCUUCUGUUCGGGCCCCGCCUCCUCUCCAGCCCCCAUGGGCCUGCUCGGUUCCAAGGACAGCAGCGGCUCCCCGACGGGGCCCCCGGCUCCCAGCGCCAGGUGGCCAGCUGCAGAGAGGAGCGGAGUGGCCGCAGCCCCACCCCCCGGGCCGCCUGCAUUCCAGCCUUGCCAAGGGGAGCGCCCACUUGUGGCCUGCAGAGCCUCCGGGGGGGCCCUGUUUUCACAUUGACAAGCACCCAGCUGCCGGCGUUCGAGGAGUUCAGAGAUGGCGGCUUGGCAGACAUCUCCUUCUUUGCCGGAGGCUCUGAGGCCUUUCCUUUCCCCUUUGGCAGUCUGCGCCCGCAGGCCCUGCUGUGUGGCCGUCUGGGGUCUGCCCCGUCCAGCCCAGAGGGGUCCUCCCCGGAGCCGGCCCGUGGGAGUGGGGCGCGCGGCUUUGAGUCCGAGGAGGAGGGCAGCCUCGGCGACGCGCACCCCGCCGACACCUCGGAGCUGCUGGAGGUGAAGGCGCAGGCCAGCCUGAUGCAGCGCCUGCUCAGCCCGUCCGCCGCCAGCUCGCUCCGGCUCCACCGGUCCGAGACCAGCUCCCUCAGCAAUGCACCGCUGCCCGGCAGCCUGUCUGCACACACGCCUGGCUCUGCCGCCCAGUCCGAGGCCAGCUCCAUGGCCAACUUCCCCGCCUGCUCGGUCCGCUCCGAGGCCAGCUCGGCCUUCCAUUUCUCGGACAUCAUCGACCAGUUAGAGCAGCUCAGCUGCCCGCCCACGACGGCCGAGGACCCGAGCGGCUCCGACACAGACUCGUGGGGCUCCGAGGCCGAGGCCCCCCUAGACGUGAGCCUCUUCUUCGGUCCCUCGUGGCUCCGGUCCCGGGACGUUCACACCCGCCGCCCCCGCACCUCCCAGGCCACGGGUCCGUCUGCAUUGGUGCUGACUGGCCAGCGUCUGUGGAGAGACUGUGUGACCAUGACCGACGUCACUAAGGUGUCUCUUUAUGCAAUUCCGGGCUACACAGGGACACGACGGACCUUGGAGUGUGAUCCUGAACAGCUCCGCCGGGAAGCGAGCGUCUUCUGCAGUCAAGGGAGCCGUGCCUCGGGCACAGCCCAGCGCCAUCCAGAGCCCUCGGUCGGCCUUUCCGUGGAGAGUCCUCAGCUUCCCUCCACCCGGAAGACCCCACCGAGCCUGAGCCCACUGGGCCCAGCCGAGCAGGGCUCCUCUCCCCUCCUGAACCCCGUCCUCAGCGACGCUGGCGGAGCCGGGACAGACGACCAGGAAGAGCUGAGACACAAGUGUGCGCCCGCGGACGAGGCCUAUUUCAUAGCAAAGGAGAUUCUUGCUACAGAGCGAACAUACCUGAAGGAUUUAGAAGUUAUUACCGUGUGGUUCCGGAGCGCUGUGGUCAAGGCGGACGCCAUGCCUGCGGACCUGAUGACCCUGGUCUUCUCCAACAUCGACCCCAUCUAUGAGUUCCACAGAGGCUUCCUGCGCGAGGUGGAGCAGAGGCUGGCGCUCUGGGAGGGGUCUUCCAGUGCCCAGGCCACAGGCGACCACCGACGAAUCGGGGACGUCCUGCUCAGCAACAUGCUUCAGUUAAAGGUAGCGCGGGUGAAGCGCGGCGUCCCGAGAGGACGGCGGACAGGCCAGCCCGCGCUCCGCUCCGAGCGUUAUUUCCACGGGGACAGCCCUUCCUCGGGACGCGCCCCGCUCAGGGCAGGUCCUCUGAGAGCCGCCUUGCGCGCAGCGCAGCGCUGGCCGGCACUCUCGUCCCGACACGCUCUCCUCAGGAUAAAGCGCGCUCUCCCAGGGCUGCGUCCCGCCGGGCCAGGCUCCCCUCAGAGCCGCGGGCCGGUGCAGCUGCUCCUGCUGAGCGCGCGCCCGUUCCCGGCCUCUCCCGCGGGCCUCGGCGCCCCGGGCGGCGGCGCGGGUCGUGCUUCCAGCGCUCGGCGCUCUCGCGGGACCGGGACGGAUGGGGUGGGCGCCGCCAGCUCGUCCCCGAGGCUUCCCGCCGAGGCCCCGCCCCCGAGGCCCCCGGUUUUGGGGGCGGAGGAGCGCGGCGUGAACUUCGGGCCCACACGCACGCGCGGCCGCCGGGGCCCGCCGCUGCAGCGCCUGCGCCACUACCGGCUGCUGCUGCGCCGCCUGUGCGCCUCCGACCGCCAGGACCCCGACCGCGGCGACCAGGACCGCGCCGAGCGCCGCGAAGCCCUCAAGGCCAUCACGGAGGUGACCUCCACACUCCAGCACAGCCUCGUCCGGCUGGAGAACCUCCAGAAGCUGAUGGAGCUGCAGCGGGACUUGGUCGGCAUAGAGAACCUCAUUGCUCCCGGCAGGGAGUUUAUCCGCGAGGGCUGCCUCCACAAGCUCACCAGGAAGGGCCUGCAGCAGAGGAUGUUCUUUCUGUUCUCAGACAUGCUGCUGUACACAAGCAGAGGUGCCUCAGGGACCAGCCACUUCCGGAUCCGGGGACUCCUUCCACUGCGCAGCAUGCUGGUGGAAGAACGUGAGAACGAGUGGCCUGUCCCGCACUGUUUCACCAUCUACGCCGCUCAGAAGACCGUCGUGGUGGCAGCCAGCACCCAGCUGGAGAAAGAAAAGUGGAUGAGGGACCUGAACGCUGCCAUCGAUGCAGCCAAGAGCAGCGCCGACACGGCCCUGGCACCGCUGGGCAGCCAGGGGCUGACUUCUCCCCCAGGGCCCUCCGACGAGGUCUCUCUGGAGGAGUCGGAAGACGAUGCUCGCAGGGCCCGCUGCUCCUCAGGGGGGCCGGGCCAGCACCGGGCCAGCACCACCAUGCACGUGUGCUGGGACCGCACCACCAGCAUUUCCAGGGCUGACUGCAGCGCAGCCGUCGAGAACCAGCUCUCGGGAUACCUGCUGAGGAAGGUCAAGAACAGUGGCGGCUGGCAGAAGCUCUGGGUGGUCCUCACCAAUUUCUGUUUGUUCUUUUACAAAACUCACCAGGACGACUGCCCCCUGGCCAGCCUCCCGCUGCUGGGCUACAGCGUGAGCCUUCCCGGGGAGGCCGACGGCAUCCACAAGGAGCACGUCUUCAAGCUCCAGUUCAAGUCCCACGUCUACUUUUUCCGGGCUGAGAGCAAAUACACGUUAGGGAGGUGGAUGGAGGUGAUAGAGAGUGCCAGCACCUCACCAGGGAGGGCCAGGACCCCCGAGGAGGAGGCAUGA